AUGGCUAAUGCAGUGAAUGAAGGUCUUGACGAUGUGGUUAUAGUAUCUGCUGUUCGUACACCAAUUGGUUCAUUUAAUGGAUGCUUAUCGGCUCUAAAAGGUCAUCAGCUUGGAGCCGUUGCAAUCAAAGCUGCACUGUCAAGAGUUAGUGCUACGAUCAAGCCAGAUGAAAUCAGUGAAGUUUUCAUGGGUCAAGUAUUGACCGCCAAUGAAGGACAAAAUCCAGCACGGCAAGCAGCUCGUGGUGGUGGUUUACCAUAUACAAUUCCAGCGACGACGGUCAAUAUGGUUUGUGGCUCAGGCAUGAAAGCAAUUGUUUUAGGUGCCCAAGCAAUUCGCACAGGUGAUGCAACAAUUGUUGUGGCCGGAGGUCAAGAAAGUAUGAGUCAGGCACCACAUUGUAUACCAUUGAGAAACGGUAAAAAGAUGGGAGAUACUACCCUUAUCGAUUCAAUGGUACAUGAUGGAUUAACAGACGCAUUUAAUCAUGUUCAUAUGGGUAUUACAGCGGAAACUGUGGCACAAACAUGUGAUGUAACAAGAGAAGAACAAGAUGAAUUUGCUUUGUCUUCCCAGCGUAAAUGUGACGAAGCGAUGACACUUGGACACUUCGACGCGGAAAUCGAACCAAUCGUUCUCGCUACGGCAAAAUCUGAGGUACAUAUUAAAACUGACGAGUAUCCUCGUAAACAAACAACGCUUGCAGGUCUAACAAAUCUAAAAACUGUUUUUAAAGAGGCUGGAACAGUAACUGCUGGCAACGCAUCAGGCUUGAAUGAUGGAGCUGCUGCUGUUGUCCUUUGUUCGAACCGUACCGCUAAAUUGAAACAAUUACCACCGCUGGCGCGAAUUGUUUCAUAUGGACAAUCUGGCAUUGAUCCACUUCUUAUGGGUUUAGCACCAGUAGGUGCAAUUAAAGAUGCGUUAACCAAAGCUAAAUGGGAUAUUGAAACAGUCGAUUUAUUUGAACUAAACGAGGCAUUUGCUUCUCAAUCCGUAGCAGUCAGCAAAGAACUUCGUAUUGAUCCCAAAAAACUAAAUGUAAAUGGUGGUGCCAUCGCUCUUGGUCAUCCGCUUGGUGGCUCCGGUGCUCGAAUACUUGUCACACUGAUUCAUACAUUGAAACGUACAGGUUUGAAACGAGGAUGUGCUGCUCUGUGUAUCGGUGGUGGUCUCGGUAUUGCAAUGUGUAUUGAAAUCUAUUGA
Molecule: messenger RNA, 1206 nt
Organism: Adineta ricciae
Lineage: Eukaryota; Metazoa; Rotifera; Eurotatoria; Adinetida; Adinetidae
Source: the annotation of a GenBank genome assembly